Penicillium cataractarum is the source of this 1272-nucleotide messenger RNA. Its product is annotated as enoyl-[acyl-carrier-protein] reductase. Gene Ontology annotation, biological process: fatty acid metabolic process. The record is from RefSeq and is a predicted model, not a curated record. The transcript has 2 exons. Bases 1 to 1272 code for a protein of 423 amino acids. Gene Ontology annotation, cellular component: mitochondrion. Gene Ontology annotation, molecular function: trans-2-enoyl-CoA reductase (NADPH) activity. Lineage: Eukaryota; Fungi; Ascomycota; Eurotiomycetes; Eurotiales; Aspergillaceae.
AUGCUAUCACGUAGCGCAAUUCGAGCUGCUACCCAAAGCUCUCGCCUUCCCGGCACAGCUCGCACCGCGAGCCUCGCCGCGACCGGCAAAGCUCCAGCUCCAGCUCCAUGCACCAGCAGCAGCUCCACACUCCCCAUCCAGGGCCGCCGGUACAUCUCCAUGUACGGCUACACACAAGCCAAGGCCCUGGUGUACUCGAAGUACGGUGAACCAAAGGAUGUCCUCAGUCUACACAAACACUCUAUCUCCGCACCCCACGGCACCCAGGUGAACCUACGCCUCCUCACCGCACCCAUGAACCCAGCAGACGUCAACCAAAUCCAAGGCGUAUACCCCAGCAAACCACCCUUCGACACCUCCCUCGGCACCGCCGAACCCGCCGCCGUCGGCGGAAACGAGGGCGCCUUCGAGGUAAUCUCCACCGGCGCGGGAGUCAAGAAUCUCUCCAAGGGAGACUGGGUGAUCAUGAAGCGCACGGGCCAGGGUACCUGGCGGACGCACGCACAACUCGACGAGUCCCAGCUCAUCCGCAUCGAGAACAAGGACGGUCUCACCCCGCUGCAGGUUGGUACCGUUAGCGUGAACCCGGUGACUGCGUACCGGAUGAUUCGGGACUAUUGCGAGUGGGAUUGGAUGCGGGCUGGUGAGGAGUGGGUUAUUCAGAACGGGGCGAAUAGCGGUGUUGGACGCGCUGCUAUCCAGCUUUGUCGGGAGUGGGGGAUUAAGUCUUUGAAUGUUGUUCGGGGGCGGAAGACGCCCGAGGAGACCGAGGCGCUGAAGCAGGAGCUUAAGGAUCUCGGUGCUACGGUUGUUGUUACGGAGGAGGAGAUGUUGACGGGUGGAUUUAGGGAUAUGGUUCAUGAGUUUACCCGUCAGGGCCGCGAGCCUAUUCGUCUGGCGCUGAACUGUGUCGGUGGUAAGAAUGCUACGGCUUUGGCGAAGACUCUGGCGCCGGACUCGCAUAUGGUUACUUAUGGUGCCAUGUCGAGACAGCCUGUUGCUCUGCCUUCGGGCUUGUUGAUCUUCAAGAAUUUGACCUUUGAUGGGUUCUGGGUGAGCAAAUGGGGUGAUAAGAACCCGGCGCUGAAGGAGAACACGAUCAAGGAUGUUCUGCAGUUGACUCGUUCUGGUCGGUUCAAGGAUAUCCCCGUUGAUAAUGUGGAGUGGAAGUGGGAUGCCGAGGGGGCGCAGCUUGCAGAGAGUGUCCAGGGUACUCUGGGAGGAUACCGCAGUGGAAAGGGUGUGUUUACCUUUACUGGUGGUGAUGAGUAA